AAAUACCCUACCAUUUUCAUUCCUCUCUCUUUCUGCCUCCAUUUCUCUCUCCCAAAACCCUAAUUUCCUUUUUCUCUAAAACCCUACAGCAGCUAUGGAGUUUUGGGGUGCUGAAGUGAAAAGUGGAGAGCCUUUAACUGUACAGCCUGGAGAUGGGAUGGUUUUGCAUCUUUCACAGGCAUCUCUCGGUGAGUUGAAGAAGGAUAAAGUACAAAGUGUCUGCUUGUCCGUGAACAUUGAUGGCAAGAAACUUGUCCUUGGGACACUAAGCUCGGAUAAGGUGCCUCAGCAGCAGUUUGACCUGGUCUUUGAUAGAGACUUUGAAUUAUCACACAACUGGAAAAAUGGCAGCGUCUACUUUUUUGGAUACAAGGCCACUAACCCGUUUGAGGAGGAAGAGGAUGAUGAAGACGAUGAAGAAGAGUCUGAUGAGGACAUCCCCCUCACUAUUGCAAACAAUGGAAAACCUGAGGCUAAGGUUAAGGAGGCAGAGAAGUCUAAUGCUGCAAAGGAUUCUGCUUCAGGUAAGCAGAAGGUGAAGAUUGUGGAACCUAGUAAGGCAGAUGAUGAAGAGAGCACUGAUGAAGAUGAAAUGUCUGAGGAUGAAGAUUCUGACACGGGAGAGGGUGAAGAUGAGAGCGAUGAGGAUGGUGAGUCUGAUGAGAGUGAGGAGGAGAAACCAAAGAAGGCUGAACCUGGCAAAAAGAGGAAGGCAGAUUCGGCUACAAAAACACCUAUCCCCGAUAAGAAGGCAAAAUUUGUAACUCCUCAAAAAACUGAUGGCAAAAAAGGUAGCGGCCAUGUUGCGACCCCUCACCCCUCAAAACAGGCUGGUAAAUCUCCUGCAAACAAGAACCAGCAGACUCCAAAAUCAGGCGGCUCUCAUCUCUGCAAGACAUGCAACAAGGGUUUUGGUUCUGAAAAUGCUCUGGAAUCUCACUCGAAAGCUAAGCACAGUGCUGCAAAGUAAGCAGGCAGAGAGUUCUUGUUUGGUUUUGUCAACUUUGAUCAGAAGAGAGCUUUUAGUUUUUUUUUUUCUCGUCCGUUCCCUAAUGUAAAGGCAAGUGUUUGACUCCUUCAGUUACAUGAUAUUGCUAUUCUGAAAUCUGAACUAUCUCUCUGGGAUAUUUCUGAGGCCAAAAUAUCUGUUUUGAUCGUAGACUGUUAUGUUCGAUGAGAUUUGGAUUAAUUUAAAGAAAUGCUUUGAUGUAUGUUCUUCA
Molecule: messenger RNA, 1220 nt
Organism: Nicotiana attenuata
Lineage: Eukaryota; Viridiplantae; Streptophyta; Magnoliopsida; Solanales; Solanaceae
Product: histone deacetylase HDT1-like
Exons: 10
Coding region: 95-970 (291 amino acids)
Source: RefSeq, a predicted model, not a curated record